Arctia plantaginis is the source of this 1503-nucleotide messenger RNA. NCBI's taxonomy places the organism in Eukaryota, Metazoa, Arthropoda, Insecta, Lepidoptera, Erebidae. The record is from the annotation of a GenBank genome assembly.
AUGGGGCUCUCUCAGAUGGAGACGUCGGGAGGUUCAGAGAGUUCCGGCGGGGAAGACGCGGAGGCGAGGCGGUCACGACGCGGACACGUCCUCGCCGAGCUGAUGCAGACUGAGCGUGUCUACGUGCAGGAGCUCGGCUCGAUACUCAGCGGAUAUAAAGAAGAAAUCGAAAAGGCAGAGAACCAGCACUUAUUGCCCGCAGCUCUCAUCGGACAGGCGGACGUCUUAUUUGGAAACUUACACGAACUGUUCACUUUCCAUCAGGAUAUAUUCCUAAAGGAUCUAGAGAAAUCAAUAUCUGCCACUGAACUAGUUGCCUUGUGUUUUGUUGAUAAGAGGGAGACCUUCUUCCGUCUAUACAGCUUUUACUGCCAGAACAUUCCAAGAUCAGAACGGUUACGGGAAACACUGGUGGAUACACAUUUGUUUCUUCAAGCGUGCCAAUUACGCCUCGGACACAAGCUACCACUCGCAGCGUACCUACUGAAGCCCGUGCAAAGGAUCACAAAAUAUCAACUGUUGUUGAAGGACCUACUUCGAUAUAGUGAAUGCGGUUCGAUGACAACGAAACUGCAGCAAGCAUUGGACUGUAUGCUCGUAGUUCUCAAGUGCGUCAACGACUCAAUGCAUCAAAUCGCCAUUACUGGCGUCCCUGUUGAUCUAAGUCAGCAAGGCGAGCUGCUCAUGCAGGGCUCAUUUUUAGUAGUAUCAGAAAACAAACGAGAUCUGCGGUUACGAAUACGACCGCGCAGACGACACAUAUUCCUCUACGAAAAAGCCAUGCUGUUCUGUAAACCAGCAACUAAGAAUAGUCACAACAAAGCAACCUAUCACUUCAAACAUGAUUUACAAAUGUCCCAGAUCGGUCUGACGGAGUCGGUGAAGGGCGACCCGCGCAAGUUCGAGGUGUGGCGGCAGGGGCGCGCCGAGGUGCACACGCUGACGGCCGCCUCGCCCGACGUCAAGCGCGCCUGGGUCGAGCGCGUCAAGCGCGUGCUGCUCGACCAGCUCAACGAGCUCAAGGGCGAGCGCGGGCGCCAGUACAGCGCGCAGCACCGGACGUUAAUCCAGACGAGUUCAUGGGACUUGGUUCCACCCGCCGCACAACCUCAACGACCGAGUGCGACGGUGACCAAUCCCACUCGCACCGCAUCAUGUGACACACACGAUGAGCCCUGCUGGUCCACAGAUCCCUCGGACGACGAUGACGAGGAACCUGAACACCCGCCGGUGACGGAGGCCGUCGGUCUCAACGGUACCAUACACAGAAUGGCGGUGGGGUGCGCGCUGGCGGCGCUGUCGGACUACACGGCCGUGGGGCCCAGCGAGGUGUCGCUGCGCGAGGGGCAGCACGCCGAGCUGCUCAAGGUGGGCUGCGCCGGCUGGUGGUACGUGCGACUCGCCGCGGGUCAGGGCGAGGGCUGGGCACCGGCGGCGUACCUGGACCAGCGCAAGACGUCGCGCUCGUCGAGCCGCUCGCACGAUCGCCUGCACGACCACUGA